Messenger RNA from Phyllopteryx taeniolatus (common seadragon), 4877 nucleotides. RefSeq names its product coiled-coil domain-containing protein 136-like. Gene Ontology annotation, cellular component: acrosomal membrane. Bases 218 to 1618 code for a protein of 466 amino acids. Gene Ontology annotation, biological process: single fertilization; acrosome assembly. The transcript has 9 exons. The record is from RefSeq and is a predicted model, not a curated record. Lineage: Eukaryota; Metazoa; Chordata; Actinopteri; Syngnathiformes; Syngnathidae.
AUGUGUGUGUGCGUGCGUGAUGCUCAGUGCCUGGUGUUCUCCCCUCCCUCUCCCUCUCCCUCUCUCUCUCUCUCUCUCUCUCUCUCUUUCUUUUCCUGCAGCCGGGGUGGGCGUGCAGUGCCCGUGACCCUCUCUCUCGCCCACACGCAACCCCCUUUUGUGUGUGCUUUUUUUUUUUUUGAUUUUUUUUUUUUUUGCGCCUCUGCUGCGGGAGCUUAUGGAUGGAUUGCGUUUACCUCCGCUCAUCGAGGAGGCUUUGGACUCCACAGAUGACGUGAGCGAGCUCAAAGCCGACAGCGUCACCGCCGAGGAGCGACCCGCGCUGGAGGGCGACGAGGCCGAGGAGGCGACGAUGGAGCGCGACGAGGUCGAGGAGGAGGAGGAGGAGGAGGAGCUGAGGGCACAAGUCCUGCAGCUCCUGCUGCAGCUGGAGGACGCCAGGGAGACGUCCACGAAGCACCACGAGAGCUUCGCCGAGCUGCAAGGUCUGUUGGAGGACGAGCGUCUGGCCAGCGCCCAUCAGGCCGAAGCCUUCACUCGACAGAUCCAGAAUCUGCAAGAGCGGGGGAGUACUUUGGCCACCUGCGAUCUUUCCCUUCCUCCAGCCCAGCUGCGCUCGGUGCAGGAGGAGAUGGACAGCCUGGAGGAGGAGAAGGAGAGCGAGCUGGCCGAGGCCCAGGAGGAGCUGCGCGCGGCCCGGGAGGAGGUGCUCCUGCUGCAGCAGGUGGCCGAGGAGGCGGCGGCCGAGCGCGAGAACGACAUCGCCUCCCUGCAGGAGGAGCUGUGCCGGCGGAGGGCCGAGCUCCAGCGCCUGGGCGACGAGACGCAGGAGUACGAGCUGGAGAUCACCACGCUGAGGGCCGAGAUCAGCAUGAAGAGCCGGCGCAGGGAGGCCGAGAGGAGCGGAGGCGACGUGGAUCUGUUGAAGGAGGAGUGCCGGACCCUGCGGGAGGAGUGCCAAGCCCUGAAGGAGGACAACCGGCGCCUCUCAGAGAGGCUGCAGCUGCUCCGCAGGCAGAGGACAAGCUGGCUCCUCAGCAGUUCUCCUUUUGGUCCUCCUCCUAGCUCCAGCGUUUACUUGUCCCUGAAAGAGGAAGACGCGGGCACCGAAGGCACCGAGGGCACCGAGGGCAAGGAGAUUGCGACGACUGAGAUUGUUGACGACGUCCUAACCGAGAGCUACAUGACCAUGGCCCAGUCGGACAACUGCCGCCUCGUGGACGCCUCCAUCCAGAAGAACAUUUCCUUCGACGGCAAGCCCGGCACGCCCACCGGCUGGAACGGCGGCAUCGGAGAGAUCUUCUCGCUCAGGGAGCAGCUGAAACAGGCCGAGGAGAAGGCCUCGAAAGUUCAGAGCGAGUGCGACGGGCUAAAGCUGGAGCUCCAGGAGCUGCAGGAGCUGUACGACAGCAGUCAGAGGGAGAGGAACGAACUGGAGGAGGAGCUUCAGCGCUGCAAGGCAGAGCUGGAGAAGUUGUCUGGAGGGGCUCAGAGAUUCAUCCAUCCGUCUGAGCACCCUGUUCUCUCCAUCCCCUUCAUAGGAAUGAUUGUAAUAGUGGCUGUGGUCUGGUGCUGGUUGUCGGAGUUGGCGUCCCAGAGAGCAAGGGGAGUGAGCUAGCCCGGAACUCCAUCUUGACGGUCACGGCGGCCGCCGCCGCGCUGCUCAUGACGGCUGGCUUGUUGAGGGCCCUCGUCCGAUGUUGAGCCACCGACCACUUUUCAAACAGACGCCGAGACGCCUCGACUCGGGAGCGGCCGGCGUCCGCCCGCUCACCUUCAACUGGAAUCCCCUCGAUGCGACGGCGCGAAGGUACGACACGUGCGCGGCGGAGGCUGAGGAGGAUCGCCAUGGCGACGGCUUGAGGACACUGUCACUCUUCUUCUGUGAAUAUUAGCUCUCUUUUAGCCUCGGAUGUGCAUCCAAUGGAUUUAUUGAAUCUUUAUUUAUUUAUUUUUCUUGGCUUCAAUAUUGUGUUUUUUCAAAAGUGAUAGUGUACAAAUUAUUUAAUUCAACUUGUGCCACAUUUGCUUUUUAAAGCCGACAAGUGGGAAAAGUAAUUCAUAGUGAGGGUAUGGGGUUAAAAAAAAAACAAAUAAAUAAAAAGUUAUGCGCAUGUAAAAUAUGUAAAAAUGUUCAGCAAUUUAAUUAAAAUAACAAUUUCCAUUUGCUUUUUGUUUCAUGACAGUGGUACAUUGACUUAACAACAUUUUUUCGGCAUCGCUUGGUGCUGCGAGCCCAAAUUUCAGUUAUGAGCCACCUCCAGAUAUGCCGCCGCUUGAGUGAAGUGAAAAAGAAAAAAAACCAAACGGGGCAGUUCAGGCAGUUUGAUGCCCGGGCUUGUGGGCAAGGAGAGCCACAGUCACCGAAGCACAAACAGGAAAUGAAAACACUCGCAAGGAGCAGCCGCUCAAACUGAACUAACCGCGCCGUAACCAGACUGAGUGCAGCUUAGCAGGCCACGCCCCUUAAAGGCACACGUCAACACACGAAUACUACAGUGUUUGUGUGGUGACUUUCAGCUUAAUUACAAUUUGUAAGUUUCUUUCUUUACAUUCACAUUAUGUUUUUACAUUGACAUGACAUUUCUAUUUCAUUAAAGCAAUGCAACUUUUGAUUUUUUAUUUUUUUAUUUUUAUUUUUUCCCUCCAGGACAGCUGGAACGGAUUGAUAGAAUUUCAGUUCAUUUCAAUGGGGAACAUUGAUUUGAGACCAUAUGAGUAAUUUCAGUAACAAGUCAAGGUACCACUGUAAUUAAGUUGAUGGUUAGUUGUACAUUUCCUAAAAUACAAUUUACAAAAUAUGAAAUGUAUGUAAAAUUAUUUUACUCAUAUUUGUAUCUUAUUGGUCCAGAGAAAAAGAAAUAUUUGAGUUUUGAAGACCAACAACUUUAAACAUUUCGUGCUUUAUUAUCAUGAUUAUAGUGCAAUUCCAGCGCUGUACUGCACAUAACGGUGAGGAGGCGCGCCAGACCCGGUUUUGUUCAUUUGGUGGACCGGCUUUUAAAGCGACGGAAUCGUCUCGCACGGAGACGUCGCGCCGCAACCUCUGCGUGAACGGCACAUUGAACGUUGAGCGGCUACCCUUACGAAUUACAGAAUGAGAUGGUGAAAACGGCGACUUAAAUAUGUUUGCGGACCUCAUGAACAUUAUCCGCAUCCCCUCCGACGAUCGUUUGUUUCUACCGCCACCCACCCACCGUCGCGCUACCAAACUGGCAAAACUACCCCACUGGGGCGCUACCAAACUGGCAAACACGCGUUGUUAGUUUUACGCUUGCACAAAAAUCAAAACGCGCAGGUUUUUUUUUUGCUGUGUUUUUUAAGAGGAAUCGAUAAGAGGAAUCGUUAGGUAAGCAAACAAACGAUUCCUAGGAAUCAAAUUAGUGAGAACUGGUAGUCAAAAAGAGUCAGUUUUUAAUUUCCAUCCCUAGUUAAGAGUGACUUUUUUUCUCCCUGAUCCGCUCGACCCUCGAUCAAUAAUAUUAAACUUGUUCAAUAUUACCGAUGACAAAAUCUCAGUGACUGUGUGAUUGUGAACUGAAAUGAAACGAUGGCUGAUUUUUUAUCAUCUUAACCGAGUUUUAAAACUUGCAUGAGGGUACACAAAUACCGAUAAUCAGGUCGAAUUUGAGCAUUUACCCCCCCGCCCGGCCCCCUUCUGAUCAAAGUCAGCGAAGGCCUAAUGAUCCGAUGUCUCGAUGAGAUCAUCCUGAGCGCUGACGAUAUUAUUGCGUGAUGUGGCCUGCGUUAUUUGUUCAAUAUAUAUAUAUAUAUUUUUAUACGGAAGGUCCACCAGCCGGCGUUAAUCUGGUACGUCUGCAACAGCGACGCGUAAUGAAGUAGUUUUCCCCAAAUAUUUUUUGGAUGGAAUUAUUGAAUCAACUAUGUAUUCGACGAUUUAAAAAUUCCCCUUUAGUGAUUAGGGAGCAGGGAAUGACGAACUGUAACUAUUGUCAACUAUUAAACCAUAGUUGAUUCUCGGGCUAAAACGAUGAAUCGAAUCGGUACGUGUGUACCCUGCUUUGGACCACCAACCAGACAAACGACUUUAAAGCUCCAUGAACAAAAUAUGUAUAUACGAAAAGUUUCUGUCCGUGCAAGGCUAUUGUUUACAUGUGUGAAAUCUUUUACUUUGUCUGUUUGUGGUAAGAAAAAAAAAGCAUGCGCAAAACUAUGGAAAGCUGUUUGAGCGUUUAUUCCAUACCCUUGAUCAGCAAGCUACUAGUGCGUGACCCCGUGCCUACUAGUUGCGCCAGGUAGUGUUCAUAGCGCAGCACCGAAGUUAAGGUUGAAUUGUGUACUAGUAAGCCAAAAGUGGCACGAUUAAAACAUGGCCGUUGCACUAGUGCGCCGGGUUUUCUGAGUAGCGAGGACAAAGAGUUUACUAGUCCAUGAACUUUUAAGUUGGAUAUCAAGGACAUGGAAUAAAUGCUCCAACCGCUUUCCAUUCAAAACUACAAUCAAUGUAUUUUCACGAUGAUGUCACUUGAUGAAUAUUUCAUGUAAAUAAGAAACUACACGGCACGAUACUGCGGAGCUAUUUCCGAAAAUUCCAUUUGUACUUGCUUUGUAGAAAGUUCUAUUUUAACAACAACAACAACAACAACAACAACAAAAGCACGUCAUAUAUUUGAUAUAGUCAAAUGUAAAAUGUCUAUUUAUGGUGACUUUGUUUGAAAAGAGUAAUAAUCCGAAUAAUAAUAAGGUGUAAGUUCCCAGGUGGUGUCGUGUGGCUGCAUGCGUUGACGAUGCCAGUUGACGUGUCUCCUCGUGACCACGACGCGACAUUGCAAGAGGGGAAAUCAAAAAUGUCUUUUUACUGUCUGUGGAUGCAAAGCGACGGCGCACAGCUCGCAAUUAAACUUACUGCAACACAA